ACUGUAGUUAUCUCAGAGACUCUCUAUAUAUCUCUCUCACACACACACACACACACACACACAUCGUCUACUUAUCUGUUGGUGCGUCAUCUUCUUCCUAUUGAAGUGCAACGAAGAGAUUUUUCAAUCUCAGAUUUGUAUAGAAAGUUCUCCGUGAAGAUAAUUUGAUCUUUUAGAAUGGGUGGAAGUACAAUUGAUGAUGAUUGGGAGUUCACUUCUCCUUCAAAUGGGGUUCGAACUGUGGUUUUGGUUGGGCGCACUGGCAAUGGCAAAAGUGCAACUGGAAAUAGCAUCCUUGGAAGAAGGGCGUUCAAGUCAAGGGCUAGUUCUGCUGGUGUUACAAGUACUUGUGAGCUGCAGAGGACUGUACUGAAAGAUGGUCAAAUUCUUAAUGUCAUUGACACACCUGGAUUAUUUGACUUUUCUGCUGAAUCUGAAUUUAUCGGCAAAGAAAUUGUCAAAUGCAUCAAUAUGGCCAAGGAUGGUAUCCAUGCUGUUCUAGUUGUUUUCUCAGUAAGGACGCGCUUCUCGAAAGAAGAGGAAGCUGCUCUUCAUAGCCUGCGGACUUUGUUUGGAAGCAAAAUUAAUGAUUAUGUGAUUGUAAUAUUUACGGGAGGUGAUGACCUUGAAGAAAAUGAUGAAACACUAGAAGAUUACUUAGGCCGGGAGUGCCCUGAACCUUUAAAGGAAAUCCUGAAAUUGUGUGACAAUCGGCGGGUGCUUUUUGACAACAAGACCAAGGAUGAAAGCAAGAAAGUUGAACAAUUUCAGCAGCUUCUUUCCCUUGUAAACAUGGUCAUAGCACAGAAUGGUGGACAGCCAUAUACAGAUGAGAUAUUUACUGAACUACAGAAGGGAGCUAUGAAACUCCGUGAUCAGACAGAAGAGGUUAAUUCCUUGGAGGGGUAUACUAAACUGGAGAUGUCUGAGCUGAAGGAGCAGAUGCAGAGAUCAUAUGAGGAGCAGCUCAAGCGAAUAACUGAAAUGGUUGAGUUGAAGCUUAGAGAGACCACUUGUAGGCUUGAGCAGCAGUUGGCUGAAGAGCAAGCUGCACGACUGAAGGCGGAAGAGAUUGCACAAGCUGCUCAAAUGAAAUCUAAUGAUGAAAUUCGUAAGCUGAGAGAACAUCUAGAGAGAGCCCAGAGGGAGACGGAGGAGCUUCGCAAGCAUGCUGAAAGUGGGAGGUUUCCAUCACAAAUGGUCUCAAGCGGGCUAUUUGCUGCGCGAUUGAAGUUGAAAGAGAUUUCAAAAGCUGCUCAAAUGAAAUCUAGUGAUGAAAUUCAUAAGCUGAGGGAACAGGUAGAGAGAGUCCAGAGGGAGACACAGGAGCUUCACAGGCGAGCUGAAAAUGGCUGGUGUGCCAUUCUUGAGAGAGCCCAGAGGGACAGGGAGGAGCUGCGCAAGCGAGCUGAAAGUGGCAGCUGUGCUAUUCUAUAAUUUAUGCUGCUGUUUUCUGAAGAGGCAUAACUAAACCCGGAAAAAAAAGGUUUGCAACUUUAUUUCGUAAUUGUGGCUUCAUUGCCAUUGUAAGUGAGUAGUUUUACAGCGGGUGGUGGUUUAAUAUUAAACCUAGUUAGUAGUUACCAUAGGCGGUAGUCCAAUCUAAUGGUAUAUUUUCGGCUUUUGAAUUAUUUACAAUCUAAUUUUAAAGUUUUCAAACUUAAAUUACUAAAAGAGAAAAAAAGAAAAAAAAAGUUGUUCAUAGAUUUUAUCCUA
This is a messenger RNA of Cornus florida, 1716 nucleotides long. Its product is annotated as immune-associated nucleotide-binding protein 9-like. Bases 178 to 1437 code for a protein of 419 amino acids. The record is from RefSeq and is a predicted model, not a curated record. Lineage: Eukaryota; Viridiplantae; Streptophyta; Magnoliopsida; Cornales; Cornaceae. The transcript is spliced from 7 exons. Gene Ontology annotation, molecular function: GTP binding.